AUGUCGGAUGUGGACAAGCUCAAUGCUGAGAUUCAAGAUUAUGAGAACUUCGUCAAUUCACUGCGCAGUACGGCCGACCCUCGUACGGCUGAAUGGAUCAAAAGCUUGCUGGACAAGCAUGGGUUAAAAGGAGAUCAGUACUUCGACAAUACUCCGUCUUGUUUGUCGACACCUCAGAAUGAGAUGGACGCUGAUGAGCGGUCACCUCACUCAUCGAUUGGUUCAUUAGAGGCCAUUGAUCGAGUAGAGGAAGAUCUCAAUCGGACGGAGCAUACUCGAGCUACGGGUUUUAUGGGGAAAAGCUCGGAGAUCUCGUGGAUGCAACGGGUCCAAAGAGAAGCCGAGCAACGGGCUCGCGGGUAUGCUGGAAUCAUGGAAUCCGAAUCUAAUCAGGAUAAGAACGAAGAAGGACGAGAUGGACUUGCGCUUCAUGCACUAAACUAUCAUCUGGAUGACCUUGACAUCUCCGUCUCCGAACCAGUGGAACGAUACGACAUGCCCCCUCGACAUCUAGCUGAUCGGCUUUUCGACGAUUAUCUAGACACGGUACACCCUUUCUUCCCUAUCAUCAGCAAACCGCUCUUCCGCGCUCAAUACCAGACCUUCUUCGACAGCUUCAUCAGGCCAAACGCUCCUCGACCGGGUGAUAAGUGGCUUGCCAUACUGAAUAUUAUAUUUGCAAUUGCGGCCAAGCAUGCCCACCUCAUCAAUGCUCCGUGGCGAGGAGGUUGCGAUGAUCAUUUGGUGUAUAUGACCCGGGCUCGACUGCUUAGCCUCAACUCUGAGGUUCUCUUCAGUCACCCGGACCUGCAGCAAGUUCAGGUUGAGAGCUUGAUGGCAUUCUAUCUACUUGCGUCAGAUCAAAUCAACAGGGCGUGGAGAAUCUCUGCCCUGGCCGUCCGAUCUGCCAUUACCCUCGGAAUCAACCUGAAGAACAACAGCUCCAUUACCCCCAACAUCUCCAAAGAAGCUCGGUACAAAGUCUGGUGGUGUCUAUACUCCUUCGAACACAUGCUAGGCAUCAUGACUGGCCGGGCAAUCUACACUCUCGACGGCGGAUACGCAACACCCUUACCCCUUCCCUUCGAAGAAGAACAACUACAAGACGACCCUACGGCCAUCGAAAUGCUGAAUAGCCCCGCUCUUAGAGACGAGCUGAUCAACAACGUCAUGUCCAGUGCCGUGAUCCGACAAUCGGGCAGCCGGGAAGAUGUUCAAAAGUCCAGACCUCGAGACCAAACAUGGCUCAAGAAACUGCCGUCCAAUUUCGGUCUUUGCUACCUUUACCAUUGCGACUUGACAAUUAUAACUCAAGAGAUUGUCAAUAAGGUUUACUCGACCAAUUGCGUCAUGUUGUCGUGGUCAGAGAUUGAGGCGCGACUCGAUGAAUUACGCGCUCGCAUAGAUGCCUGGCAGACAAGUCUUCCGACGGUGAUUGACUUUACAAACGACGAGGCCGAAGACACUCCCGAUCAACUUCGCUGCAAAUUGAUCCUGGCAUUUCACUACUAUAGCGCGCGAAUCACUCUCGGACGCCCCUGUCUUUGCCGACGCGACGCACGCCAGCAAAAUUCCCAACCAACCUUUAGCCAUAUGAUGGCUCUUAUCACCCUAGACUCAGCCUCACGGUUACUUGGCUUACUCCCCGACGAACCAGACGUCCUCCAACUCUUCCGAAUCUGUCCAUGGUGGUGCGUCCUCCGCUAUCUCAUGCAGGCGACAACAGUCAUCCUCCUCGAACUAUCCUUUGGCAGCGUCCACAUACCCGAAGACGAAGACCGCUUCGUCAGGUUAGCAAAGAAAUCAAUACGCUGGUUCCACGCCAUGUCCGAUCGCAGCAUCGGUUCCCGACGAGCCUGGCAACUCUGCGACUCGAGUUUCCGAAAAUUGGCCAGCGGCAUGAAAUACAACACCGACGAUCUCCCUUCCCAUCCACGACCGCAAGAGCGUUUCGCCGAGAAUAGUAUCUCUUCCCAUAUCGCUCCAUACAGCCAUGGAGGAGGACAUUCCUCCUCCUCCAAUGAUUACUUUACGCUCCGCCCAGAAGACAUGAAUCCCUUUUUACAUCGUCCGCCACCCGCACCCGUCCCAGAUGGAAAUGUCUGGACGAAUUACUUCAAUCUCCCCACUCCUGAUUUGACGUGGCCGCUUUCAGGCCCUGGGGAAAUCACUGAGGAUUCCUAUUUCCCCUAUGAUCCGCUCAGUGAGGAGUUUAUUCGAUCUUUUUUCCUUCCUCGGAUGAGGAGAAUAGAGGACCGCGAUGAAAGGCCGAUGAGAUGA
This is a messenger RNA of Penicillium subrubescens, 2280 nucleotides long. RefSeq names its product fungal specific transcription factor domain-containing protein. Gene Ontology annotation, molecular function: DNA binding; zinc ion binding. The record is from RefSeq and is a predicted model, not a curated record. The transcript is spliced from 4 exons. The coding region runs from base 1 to 2280 and encodes 759 amino acids. Gene Ontology annotation, biological process: DNA-templated transcription. NCBI's taxonomy places the organism in Eukaryota, Fungi, Ascomycota, Eurotiomycetes, Eurotiales, Aspergillaceae.